CACACCUGUAGGGCAGGUAGUCAGUCAGGUGAGUUCUUACAAAGCCACGCCCCCUCAUCACCUCGAGCAUCAGCACUGACACUGGCUGUUUUAAAUCAUUCCCGCAGGGAUCAAACACACUCAGAGGAGCAGAAACCGCUGAACAAAGAACAUCCUUUCAACUCAGCAUCUGACUUUCACAGCUUAGAAAUGGAACGAGGACUGACCCUGUUGGUUGCAGCACUGAUGCUUUUUGUGGCACCAGGUGUCAAAGGAACAGCUCAUUUGUCAUUCGCAAAUAAUACACAGGUGAACAUCACCCGGGCAGGUUGUGGAGUCUCUAAACUGUGUGUGGAGACACCAGGUAAAUGUGAUCCUGCAGGGAACACCACCUGUCUGUUUGCGUCUGUGGUCGCCAGCGCCCCGAUGGCGCCCAACGGCACUAACCUGUCCAUCGAACUCAGAGGAAACUCAUUGGGUUACAUUGCACUGGGACUUGCUGUGAAUGCAUCUGAGGGUACCACCAUGCUUUUCGUGUGUGCGCAAAACAGGUCGGACAAUGGAACGUUCUUCUUCCGCACAAUGCAGAGAAACAACACAGAUGCUGCACUCAGUCCAACAGAGACGAGAGUGACAGAAAUCCGAGGCCUGGUGACAGGCGACGUGAUCCAGUGCGAGUUCAACGUCCCCAGUUUGAACGCCACCAACACCAGGAGCAGCGCUUCUACCACCUUCACCGUCCUCCUGGGGACUGGUACUUUUGACGGAAAUGCUCUCGGCCCCUUCAACAUCUCCCUGAACAGCGGCCUUCUGAACAUUGCCGACCCGGCCAACAACGUCGCCACCACAGCUGCACCCACAACAAUGAACAGCACUACGACAUCAGGAGCCAGCAGUGUUCUCCACCCUCAUGCUUUGCCUCUCCUGCUGUGUGUCCUCACAUUGUUCGUCAAGCAGAGAGCCUGAAGGAGUCCAGAGGAAAGUUGUGGGCUGCGUGAUACAAUGAAGACGUGUGUGCUAGAUUUAGGCACAGACGAAGACUGAGUGUCAACAAGCUAUGCAUAAAUUGUUUUACUCUAGUUAUUUACACAUAUUUAAAGUAUCUUUUGCACUACAUUUAUACCUGAAAUGAAACUGCAGCUAAAAUCGAAUGAUAUUCAGAUGGAAUUUGCUAACACCUAUAAAGCUAAAUGGUGGUUUUAGUGGCUGAGUAAUUCUUUAAUUUUCUGCAGACUACAGAUUAAGGAUUGUACUUCCAGUUUUGUAUAAAUUUUCCUAUUUAAACCUUUCACUCUUCUGGCAGCACAAGCAGAGUAUGCAAAUACAAAUUUAAAGGCUUGAGUCUCACAAGUCUGAGCUGUUUUUGCAGAACAUGUGGGCAGUAAACUGAUAAACAGCAAACAUUAUUUUGGAGAAACCCAUGUCAUGUGAAUGUACUGUAACUGCGACAUAUUUGUUGAAGGGACAAGUGAAAAUUUCGCCUAAACCGAAAAUGGUAAUAAAGCUAAAACUACGAUUUA
Messenger RNA from Toxotes jaculatrix (banded archerfish), 1499 nucleotides. RefSeq names its product putative ferric-chelate reductase 1. Gene Ontology annotation, biological process: regulation of glutamate receptor signaling pathway. The record is from RefSeq and is a predicted model, not a curated record. Bases 190 to 945 code for a protein of 251 amino acids. The transcript is spliced from 7 exons. Lineage: Eukaryota; Metazoa; Chordata; Actinopteri; Toxotidae.